Molecule: messenger RNA, 990 nt
Organism: Colletotrichum godetiae
Lineage: Eukaryota; Fungi; Ascomycota; Sordariomycetes; Glomerellales; Glomerellaceae
Exons: 1
Coding region: 249-887 (212 amino acids)
Source: RefSeq, a predicted model, not a curated record
GUUACAACUACCUCUAUCACAUUUCCUAUCAUUACUCUUCUUAACUAGACCUUCCAGUCCAUUCUCUAGAUCAUGUACCUAAAAUUGACAAAAUACUGAGAAGGAUAGUGGUUGUGUCGUCAGCCACCCAGGGGCCUCUCUUGCCGAGACAGCAGCGUGAGGCCAUGCAGUCACCCGCUCAUCCGGCUUGGUUCCCGAGGCGGGGUGGUCCGAAUACACCACAAAUUCGCGUCUGACACCUCCACACGAUGGCUGAUUCGUUCUAUGUAGAUGUCAAUGUCCACAAUCAUGUUCCUCAACAAGAUCCACCUCGGCAGGCGGGACUCGGGAGUGGGAACGGACCACAUGCUCGCGAGACGGAAUGGAGUCUCUCAGCUGCUGUGACAUCUUGCCUGUUGCUCAUUUGUCGAAACCCGGGCAUGGUGUGUACGGAUACUAUUCCCAUAUUCACUCCCGCUGGGUGGAUGAUUGACUCGCUUGUACCCGUAAGGCGGGGGUUGGAGAUCUCUCUCUCUCUCUCUCUCUCUCUCUCUCUCUGCCGCUGUACAGAGUACGGGUUUACGGAUAUAGGCCAGACCACCACACAUUGCGUAAAAAGAAUGUCUCGAUACUUGAGACAACCAUCACAACUCACAUCCUUCCAUCGAUCUCUCCCUGCUUUCGUCAUGGUUCCUGAUGAUCACUAUUGGUUCCGAGGCACACCUCCCGCGAUGCCGGGACACGUAUGUGAGGGCGAUCCAUGCAGGUUUAUAUACUACACACAUACCUUAGACCAUGCGACAACCCAGCUGCGGUUCCUUUCUGUGGCUGGCGAGACAUCGGAGAGACCUGGGCGGUACCGACAGUCUGGUUGUCAGCCUGGGUUCCCGACAGGGACCUCCAUUUGACAUUGAAGCAAUUUCUACCAAGCAAGUGGGCCGGCCGGUGUAGCGACUGGUUGAUUCAUGUCUUUGCCUUUCACGAUCGACAAAAACCACUCAGAAGCUGCAG